AAAAAACACCCGUUAAGAAAAAAUUUAAUUGGGUCAGCCCUCCUGAGAUUCUUCUCAGUUCUUCCCUCUUCGGUAUCUUCGCGGAAUCACGGCCCACCUAGGCAGUGCACAGGCGAUAAAGACUGCAGGAUUGCAGGCGUACGCUCGGACAGCGCCGCCCACCAAUCCGCCUGCAAACCAGGCCUCCGAAGGUACGCCGACGUUUCGUUCUAGUAUAACUGCAGUCUGCAGUUCGCAUUUCCGGCCGGUCCAAGCGGUCAAGACUCCGGCGUGGCAGCGUUGGAUUCUUAGAAUUGCAGAUUCGCAGGUUCCGGAGGUCACAAGAGAGAUAUCCAGAUAUGGCAAUGCAAGGAACCCCCAAAUUAGAUGCCUUGGGUUACGACAAUUUUCACUUCUGUUGAGUGAUGGCAGCGAGCUUGGUUCAUAGAGCUACUCAUGACGCAGAGAAUCCCCUAGAAGCUUCUCUCAGAGAAGCUUUCAACCUUCACGAAGGUGAUCUACAACCUCCCUUUGCUCUGAAAUCCCUCUCCCAAAAACAGUACUCACGUCUACAACUAGUAGCUUCUGAUAAAGCUGAACCAAACACCGAACACGACGAUGUGAUUCUCGACUCUCUCUUCAGAAAAUUUUACGAGAACUCACAAUCUCCACCUCCUGCAUACACUCCAGAGUCAACAUCAACUCCAACAGCAGAGAUUCCGCUCCUCACAGGACCAGAUGAUGUAACAUCCACACCCUCAACUCCUCAAACCAAUCUCAGAGGUGUGGAUGAUCACGGCUUUGGUAUAAGUCCGGAAUCAUCUCCACUACACACCACAGUUGCCCCAGAGCCUUCAAACUCAUAUCAGGACUCAGAUCAACCAAUAAUUACUCCAACUCCUCUAGCUCAUGAGAGGAAGUGGACGAGAGCACAUCCUGUUGAACAAAUAAUAGGUGAUCCAAGUCAAGGUGUGCGAACAAGAUCAGCAACAAAAAAUGAAUGUCACUAUGCAUGUUUUCUAAGCAAGAAUGAACCGUCCAAAGUCUCAGAGGCACUCGCUGAUCCAGAUUGGGUGAUUGCCAUGCCAGAUGAGCUCAAUCAGUUUGACAGACUAGAUGUGUGCACACUCGUGCCUAAACCCCCUCAGAAAACCAUCAUUGGCACUAAAUGGGUGUUCAAGAACAAGAAGGACGAAGAAGGCAUAGUGAUACAGAACAAGGCACGACUGGUCCUUAAAGGAUAUAAUCAGCAAGAGGGCAUAGACUAUGAUGAAACAUUUGCACCCGUAGCAAGAAUUGAAGCAAUCCGCCUUUUUCUUGCGUACGCGGCCCACAAGAACUUUACCGUCUUUCUAAUGGACGUCAAGACUGCCUUUCUGAAUGGAGUCUUGGAAGAAGAAGUCUAUGUCGCUCAGCCCGAAGGAUUUGUAGAUCCCAGAUAUCCCGACCAUGUGUACAAGCUAAAGAAAGCUCUGUAAGGGUUGAAACAGGCACCAAGAGCUUGGUAUGAUGCAUUAACCGAAUUUCUGGUUGACUCAGGUUUCUCAAAAGGGAAGAUUGAUACCACACCUUUCAUCAAACGACAGAAGUCUGACAUCAUCCUGAUUCAGAUCUAUGUUGAUGACAUUAUCUUCGUCUCCUCAAAUCCACGUCUGUGCAAACACUUUGAGAAACUGAUGAAAACCAAGUUUGAGAUGAGCAUGAUGGGCGAACUGAAUUUCUUCCUAGGCCUGCAAGUAAGACAACUCUCUGACGGCAUUUUCAUCAAUCAGUCAAAGUAUAUUCUGGAAAUGCUUAAGAGAUUCAACAUUGAUGGCAAAUCUUCCAUGACGACCCCCAUGUCCCCAAACAACAAACUGGACUCCGAUCCCUCCGGGAAGCCAGUUGAUGCUACAAACUACAGGGCCAUCAUUGGAUCUUUGCUAUAUCUCACGUCAAGUAGGCCUGACAUUGUCUUCUCCACAUGCUUAUGUGCACGCUUUCAGGCAAAUCCGAAGGAAUCCCAUCUGACCGCUGUUCGAAGAAUACUGAGAUACCUCAAAGGCACUGUGAAUCUAGGCCUUUGGUAUCCCAAGCACUCAGGUUUUGACCUAGUCGGAUACUCGGAUGCUGACUUUGCUGGUUGCCGGAUGGACCGCAAAAGUACAUCGGGAGCUGUCCAGUUCUUGGGCGAUAAGUUAGUCUGCUGGUCUUCCAAGAAACAGAACUGUGUGUCAACAUCUACGGCCGAGGCAGAAUACGUCGCGGCUGCUAGCUGUUGUUCACAAAUAUUAUGGAUGAAGACCCAGCUAAAGGACUACGGUUACACUCUCCGCCAUAUCCCGAUCUACAGUGACUCACAGAGCGCCAUCGCCAUCACCAGCAACCCGGUUCAUCACUCCCGCACCAAACACAUCGACAUGCGCUAUCAUUUCAUCAAGGAUCAUGUGGAGAAAGGAGACAUUGACAUAUAUUUUGUAAGCUCAGAGCUUCAACUGGCUGACUUGUUCACUAAGGCAUUGGAUGAAAAACGAUUCCAGUUCCUAGUCUUCAAGUUGGGCAUGUUGAACCUCGAGCCUGUCUGAUUAUGUCUCCACUGAUUUAAAAAGUGUGUGUGUGUGGGACUUGUAAAAAGUGUGUGUGCGUGUGCUUUGUAAAUAGUGUGUGUGCGUUGCAUGUGUUGAGGGGGAGAAAACCAGAAAAAUAACAAAAAAUAGUGUGCGUGUGUUGCAUGGGUUGAGUUUGUGUAAAAAAUCAAAAAGAACAAAAAAUAGUGUGUGUGCGUUGCAUUUGUACAUAUUGUUCGUUGCAUUUUUUGAGGGGGAGAAAAUUUUCACUGUUUGAGGGGGAGCUAUUUUUCACUGAUUAAGGGGGAGUUCUCUAUUUUUACUGGUUUUGGGCCUCGAAAAUUUUAAAAGGGCACUGUGUGCCAGCCCAAUCAUUCGGGCUCAACUAUUACGGAGGAGGUCCAAAUUUUUACUCGCGUAUAUAAAACCUCGCGAAAAACCCUUCAGUCCAUAUCACACUGUAUUUUCGCAAGGAUUUUUCGCAAACCAGAGCUCCCUAACCCGUCUCCUUCCCGAAAUACUUCCUUCUCCUGUUUCUUCUUCCC
Messenger RNA from Cuscuta europaea, 3070 nucleotides. The record is from the annotation of a GenBank genome assembly. NCBI's taxonomy places the organism in Eukaryota, Viridiplantae, Streptophyta, Magnoliopsida, Solanales, Convolvulaceae.